CAGCCAGCUGAAUUGACUUGACAUAGUUCGUUUACAGAAAUCGCCUUGCAUUUAAGACUCUCGAAGUCCUUCUUGGAUUUAAUGGACCAUGGAGGUUUCUGAAAUGCCUGGCCCAAGUGUAGGGUUCAGUAGCUUUGUUGCCAUUCCUAGCUCCCAAGCAAAAAGUCCAAAGUCAUCACCAAACAAGUUGCAUAAAUCUUCUUUACUGUGUGGAAUUGAUACAAAUAAACGUCCCCGGUCAGCCGAUAACACCCUGAUUGUCAAUGACCCCGACCACCAUGCAGCGGAAUCUGUUCCACCCCCAACUGAGAAGAUGAGAAAAAACAUUAAUGUUCUUCGCUCCAAAUUAAAUGAAUGCUAUCUCAGACAAGAGGAAACGCUCGUGGCACUGAAGAGAAUUUGCAUCACAAUAGAAAACGCGCUAGGUGGGUCACUUCGAUGGAACAGUUCACAGUACAAGCAAACAGUGAAGGAUUAUUUCGCUCACUGUGAUGAAGAGGACGCAAUGAAUAUCGCUCAAGUGUCAAUAAGUGACAUGGUCGGGCUGAAUAUAAUGCACAGUAACAUCAUGUACUUUAACCAUUGGUGA
Lingula anatina is the source of this 589-nucleotide messenger RNA. RefSeq lists its product as uncharacterized. NCBI's taxonomy places the organism in Eukaryota, Metazoa, Brachiopoda, Lingulata, Lingulida, Lingulidae. The record is from RefSeq and is a predicted model, not a curated record.